AUGAGGACACCUAAGGCUUCGAAUUCCCAGCGGGGAGGGGCGGAACUGUUAGCGGCAUUGGUGACAAGUGAGGGACUACGGCCGGAGGUUGGGCAAGAAUUGGGGGUACGUUUCUUGACCCUUGCCGUCAACGGAGAUGGCUUUGUUUGGGCUCUGGCUUUGGCACCGGAAGAAGAUUUGCAGAAGUACGAUAUUGCAUUGGAGGCAACAGCUAUGUCUCCUUCCGAUCAGUUGAAUCCGGACGCGGAUUGGCCAGUAUGGUGUGACAACCUCUUUGAGGGUGUUACUAGACUGAAGCUUUUCUCUGUGCCUGGACACCCUGCCCAGUACACCAAGGCGGUUAUAUGCAACAACCUAACUACGUUCUUGAACCAAAAGGAGCCUUUGGAUGAGGAUAUUAGAGAGACGAUUUUCUGGGAGCUUUUCGGUCGGGGUGAAGGGGAACAGCACCCACAAGAUACAGGCGAUGUAAAGUUUCACGUGUUUGCUUCUAGGAAACUUGACUCCGGUGAUUCCGAGCUCGUCGGCAAGGUAUUAGAGGAAUGGGCACCCGUCGUUCGAAGAGCAACCGCCAAUUGUGUUACACGCUGGGGGUUAAGAUGCUACUCGUACUGUUCAAAGCCGCGGCCGCACAUUCGCUGGCCCUUACACACGAACCUCUUUUCGAAGAAACAGGUGGCAUGCUUUGCAGCAGCCAGUCUCGUCGUGACGACCUGGGCCUUUAUCGACGACUUCGCUUCCAGGCCCUGA
Gregarina niphandrodes is the source of this 750-nucleotide messenger RNA. RefSeq lists its product as hypothetical. NCBI's taxonomy places the organism in Eukaryota, Apicomplexa, Conoidasida, Eugregarinorida, Gregarinidae. The record is from RefSeq and is a predicted model, not a curated record. The transcript has a single exon. The coding region runs from base 1 to 750 and encodes 249 amino acids.